AUGGCUCCAUCGUUCUUGAAUUUCAAGGAGUUACGGAGACGGUCGAAAGCGAGCUUCAAAACCGAACAUUCCACAGAUGAGUCGAGCGACAUCAGCAACACCACGACUCCUACCAGCGGCUCCUUAACGCCCCCAUCAAUAGCCGCGCAGUCGGAUCCGGCCUUGCAUCUACAAGUCAAAGACCAACCCCGGCCUCUUUCCGCCGUUACAGCCCCCAGACCGCAGCCACAUCCUUAUCCCAAUGGCGGCAGCAAUCGACACAGCGUCUCGGGCAUGGCCGGCUUAGGUUCCCCAGUACCCGGUGCAAGGAGCUCGGUGCUCUCGGUUUCCCAGUAUUCUCCUCGGAUCACAAACGUGGCAGAUGGCUCGUGGGUCUAUCAAAAGGUCCUUCUGGUUUACGGUACGAUUGGAGACCCAUCCCACCACUCAGUCAGUGGGACGCUCACCGUGAGCCGGCUCGACGACAACUUCCCCCCUGUUUCAUGGCCGGUGUGCGAUUCCCACUUCAAGGCGCUCGUGUACCUGAUGCCCGGGGCCAACCGUCUCCGGUUCGACUUCUCCAGCCCGAAGCUCUCCAACAGCGGUUCCUCCAACCCCAUCCACGCCUCUUACCUGACGGUUCACAUGAUCCCGCCUGUCGGGGCGCCUCCGCUGCAGCUGGCCAUCCUCAUGGCAAAGGACUCCCCCGGCACUUACGAUGCAAUCCCUGCGCGGAUCGAGCGGGAAGGCAACGGAUUGGAGACUGCAGUCCGCAAAUUCCGCAUGGCCGCCUACCUGUGGCAGGCGUUUACGGCCGAGCAAAUGUGGCGCAACAAGCUCGGCCGGCGCACCUUCAGGUUCGAGGAGGAGUGGACCACCGGCGCGGCAAACCACAGAGACCUGGAGUACGGCACUCUUCGAUCCGAGGCGCGAAUCCACGUAAUCCGGACCGAGAAGACGGUGGCUGAACUCCGGGAUCUCAACCUGGCACAGCAGAAUACAAGCGCUAGUGACGCAGGAGGGCUCUACGGUAUCACGGCAGAUGCGGUACGCGACUACUUCAAGCCGCUACCGGGACAGAAGCUAUACGUGUCGGUACUGCUUCUCGAUGCCCACUGGGACACGAACUCCAAGACCAUCGUCGGGCACGCCGCCCUCGGGGGCCAGGUUGGCGAUCUGCACCUGGGCAUCUUCGGCUCGCACUGCUUGCAGAGCUACCCGUCGAGCUUGGAAGAAGUCGUGCCCGCUUUCACCGACUGCACGCCGACAGACACGAACUACGUCGGCAACGACUGCAACGAUGCCGGGAGCUCGUGGGAGGCGGCCAACAUCGGCAUCGGCGCUCAUCUGCACGAGACUGGGCACCUGCUUGGUCUGCCGCAUCGGGAGAGCGGCGUUAUGGCGAGAGACUACGUCAGCCUCAACCGAGCCUUCCUCACACGCGAAGCCUAUUCCACCCGAACCCGCUCCCGUGGCGGGUCCGUCUCGCAGGAAGACGAAUGCACCUGGCACCGCCUCGACUGCCUCCGCUUCCGCAGCCACCCCUGCUUCCGCCUGCCCAACGACCCCGUUCUCAGCCCGGACGACAGCGUCCAGGGCUGGCCGACAGAGGGCGGCGUCCUGACCGUCACCGCCGCCACCGGGGUAGCCUACGUCGAGAUCUUCGCCGAGGGCGACGACGUCUGCCGCGCCUGGGUCGAAUACCUCCCCGACGGCAGCAACGGUGGCGGCAGCCCGGCCAUCCAGCGCAUGAUCACGCUCAGCGAGCCGGACUUGCGGAGCCGACUGCCGGAGGGCAACAAGCGGAAGGGACGACUGCGGAUCUCGGUCAAGUCGCAUGGUGGCGGCUCACUCGAGGUGGAGGACUUUGGCAAGCUCUGCUCGAGUAAGGCGGCCUGUCUGAAGAUUCCCAGCGCGCUGCCGGGAAUACCCAAGACAGCCUUCAGAGGGAAGAAGCUGGGCGCGUCGCAGAUGGAGGGGUCUGAGGCGCACGAGGUUGUGUUCACCACCGUCUUUCGACACGACCGGGUCCUGUCUAAAGUUGUGUUUUAUCAUGGGGCGGCUGUAGAUGGGCUGGAGUUUGUCUAUGAUGAUGAUUCGAGGCAGCUGUUCGGCAAAAAGGGGGGGAAGGAAGGUGGAGAUACCUUUGAGUUGGACGUCCGUCGCGGCGAGUAUAUCACGGGCUUCUUUGUCCGCUCCGGCUUUUGGAUUGAUGCCAUCCAGGUCUUGACCAGCCUGGGCAGGAGAUCUACCUUGUUUGGUAAUGCACAUGGUGGUGAUCCGUAG
Molecule: messenger RNA, 2265 nt
Organism: Chaetomium strumarium
Lineage: Eukaryota; Fungi; Ascomycota; Sordariomycetes; Sordariales; Chaetomiaceae
Product: putative peptidase family-domain-containing protein
Exons: 3
Coding region: 1-2265 (754 amino acids)
Cellular component (GO): cytoplasm
Source: RefSeq, a predicted model, not a curated record